Molecule: messenger RNA, 2919 nt
Organism: Alosa alosa (allis shad)
Lineage: Eukaryota; Metazoa; Chordata; Actinopteri; Clupeiformes; Clupeidae
Gene: rtn4rl2b
Product: reticulon 4 receptor-like 2b
Exons: 3
Coding region: 98-1519 (473 amino acids)
Cellular component (GO): plasma membrane
Molecular function (GO): protein binding
Source: RefSeq, a predicted model, not a curated record
CUCGUGCGCUCCAGAUCUACAGUAACCGUCAGCAGAGAUAGCAGACAGCAGGCACGUCCUUGCGCUCAGGCUAACUCGCUCUCGGUUUCGGUUCGGAAUGGACUCUCGCUCGGGCAUCCGUAGAUCCAAGACGCUCAACUUUAAGAGUGCUCUGACGCUGUGGCUAGUGUUGUGGUUGGUGAUGUGUCGGUGUGCACCGGGGGAAGCAUGUCCAAAGCUGUGUGUGUGCUACCCGUCGCCCAUGACGGUCAGCUGCCAAUCACAGAACUUCACAUCGGUCCCCAUCGGUGUUCCGUACGACUCUCAGCGCGUCUUUCUGCAGAACAACCACAUCACAGAGCUCCGCGCUGACUCCUUUGGCUUUGAGACACAGGUGCUGUGGCUCUACUCCAAUAAUAUCACGUGGAUCGAGGGAGGUGCGUUCAGCUCGCUGCGCGUGCUUGAGGAGCUGGACUUGGGCGACAACCCGGGGCUGCAGCAUCUGGACGGCGGCGCGUUCCGAGGCCUGGAGCGUCUGCAGAGCCUGCACAUGCACCGCUGCCGACUGGCCACGCUCCCCGCUGACCUCUUCCUCAAGCUCUACAGCCUGCAAUUCCUCUACCUGCAGGAGAACCUGCUGACGCACCUGGCCGACGGCCUCUUCUCUGACCUGGUCAACUUGACCCACCUGUUCCUGCACGGCAACCGCAUCCGCGUGCUGGGUGAAAACGCCUUCCGCGGCCUGGUCAACCUGGACCGGCUGCUCGUCCACGACAACAAGGUCCGGCAGGUGCAUCGGCGGGCAUUCCGCGACCUGGGCCGCCUGACCAUCCUGUACCUGUUCAACAACUCGCUGGCCGAGCUGCCGGGCCAGGCGCUGAAGGACGCGGGCUCGCUCCAGUUCCUGCGGCUCAACGCCAACCCCUGGGCCUGCGGCUGCGAGGCGCGCGCCCUCUGGGACUGGUUCCGUCAGGCGCGCAUCUCCAGCUCCGACCUGAUGUGCAGCAGCCCCGCCCAGCGCCGCGGCCAGGACCUGCGCUUCCUGCGCGAGAUGGACUUCGCCCUGUGCCCGCUCCCUGACCCAGGCUCCCUGGCCGGCACCACCACCACCACCUUCAGCACCAAGACCCGCUGGUGGUUCUCCAAGCACAAGCCCGCCAAGACCGCCGGCAAGAGCGCCACCGCCACCGCGUCCGGCAAGGCCAUGCUGCAGAAGAGCACCGAGAAGAGUGUCCGCCCGUUCCCCUUCAACUCCGUCAAGCCCCACAACCCCUCAUCUUCCUCCUCCUCCUCCUCGUCUCCACAGUACUCUCUGUCCCCAGAGGAGGUGGCCUUGCCCAAGCUGGAGCCGGAGGAAUACUGGGCCAACUACGGCAGCGAAGACGCCGCCUCCAUCCGCUGCUUCGAGACGGACUGCUACGACAACCCCACUCUGUCCUCCUCGUCCUCCGCCCCCUCCCCUGCUCUCUCCCCCCGCUCUCUUCUCCUCUCCUCCAUCUCCUGUGCUCUGGUGCUCACGCUGCACCUCCUCUUCGGCUGAAGGGGGUGCUCUCGUCCAUCUCUUUGGUCCCUGGGUCUCUUUGGCCUUCCCCUUGGGGGCUCUGCCUCCUGCCUACGCUUGGCCUCUGGGCUUUAGAAGGCUGCUGUGUUGUUAACAGAUGCAUGUGCAUUCAGUAAUACUCAGUAACAUGCACAGACACACACGCAUUGAUAUACACAUACAGAUAAACAUGCACACACGCACACACACACACACACAGAUAUAGAUGUACACAUACAGAUAUGCACGCACGCACACACUCUUUCUCACACAGACACACACACACACACACACAGAUAUAGAUGUACACAUACAGAUACGCACGCACGCACACACACACAUGCAUACAAACAUACAGGGGGUGGUGGCUGAAACAGAAUACAGGUAGGUUCACAUGCUUGUAUUCAAACAAAUGAGCGUAUACAUACACACACACACACACACACACACACAUACAGCAGUGUGCAGAAACACACAUGAAGUACACAAACACAGGAAUGAUAGCCAGUAAUGCACUGGAGCAUGAGUGAUAGCGCGAGACACCGUGCCGUCCCACAGCGUGAUGUUAGAGAUGGUGACCAAUGGCCAGGGACAGAACAGGACCACAGCAGAGAGAACGCGCAGGCAAGCUACUCAUGGACAUCAAACAAAAACGAAACAUGAAGGAAUUUGUAAAUAUCGUCUGUACAGGUCUCAUCUACACACACACACUGUGAUGGAGUGACAAUUUCAUAUUCCUAACAUAGAAACAAACACAUACACACACACACACAAUGGUGUUAAAAGAAAUCCUUAUGGGUGGAGUCAUUGUGUUAGGUGUGUGUUUUGGUCCGUGAAGACUUUGCACUGUUCUGUUUGUUUGGUUUGGUUAGAUUUCCCAUUGGUUGACUUUGUAUGUUUGGAUGCAAGUGUGUGUGGGUUGUGAGUGUGUGUGUGCGUGUGUGUGUACUGUAUGUGUGUGUGAGAGAGAGAGACAGAGAUAUUGUGUUUGUGUCUGUAUGUCUAGAGGCAUGUUUGAGUAUGUGUGUGUGUGUGAUUGUGUGAGUGUGUAUUAGUGCAGUAUGUCUCUGUGAUUAUGUCUUUGUGAAUGAUGGAGCACACAUGUUUAGGAAUGUCUGAAUGGUUGUGUGUGUUUGUGUGUGAGUGUUUGUGUAAGAACAGAGUUUCAUCAGGCUCUGUCCAGGUGCAGUGAGAUUCAGAGAGUGUGUGUGGAGAUCCUCCUCCUGCUACUGCUGUCUCACCGCCUCUCAUUACAGUAGCGAGUUUAACGAGGUGGCUAACGAGUUCUAAUUAAAGAGAGAGAUAGAGAGAGAUCGCCCUGUACUGUGUCUUCUGUACUUUUCAUGAAACCUUUCAGUUCAUGAAACUGUUUCAGACCCCCAUGUUUUCUUUCAACCUAA